Heterobasidion irregulare TC 32-1 is the source of this 2829-nucleotide messenger RNA. RefSeq lists its product as uncharacterized. Bases 1 to 2829 code for a protein of 942 amino acids. The record is from RefSeq and is a predicted model, not a curated record. The transcript has 10 exons. NCBI's taxonomy places the organism in Eukaryota, Fungi, Basidiomycota, Agaricomycetes, Russulales, Bondarzewiaceae.
AUGCUCAUCAACGUCUCUGGAAACCAAUCAAAGCAGUGGAACAAGCACUUUGCGUGCUAUAUUUCCAAUGGACUUCUCACGCGCGAGGCUUUAAUGGAAGAAUUCCAUGUGCGCUUUGUUGCAGCCUCUCCAACAGCGACCCCAUUAGAAAUCAUGCAGGGGGUCCGAAGUUCAAUGGAACGCGCUUUCAACAAUCCAGUGGUGGCAUACGAUGCUCUUAACGUGGAAGAGGCUCUCCUACGCCCGUUUCCUCUUCUCUAUGCCGGAGACAACCCAAUGCAGGCAGAGCUUUCUAGCGGCGCUGGCCUGAAUAGCAACUUUUUCUGUCGGACAUGUCAUGUCGGCGGCAGUCAAGAGCACAAACGGUCGGAUGUGGGAUUCGGCAGCAUUUUCGAGUCCAGCACUAUGCGGACAAGCUCCGAAACUCGGGAGAAGGUUUUCGAGCAGCUGGUCACCGCGUUAGAGCCAAAUGUUGCCACAAAACUAACUGAAGCUGUCCGUGAUUCAGGUGUCAAAGACGGAGUCGCCCAACCAAUCAUUGAUCAUAUCGUGAAGCUUGGCCAGCAACUACGCAAGUCAUCCAGUCCAGAACAGGUAGCCCAUAGCCCGGAGGAGGUUCAAGCAAUCCUCACAAAAGAGCUCCGUAAAGCGCAUGGCCGAGGCCAAACUUAUAAUCCUUUGCUGGAUGUUGAAGGUGUUGACAUCCACAAGGACACACCUACCGAGAUUCUGCACACCAUCCUACUUGGAAUUGUCAAGUAUUUUUGGGGUCAGACCGUCUUCUUUCUAGAGAAGGCAAAACAGUUCCACAUCUUCCAGAUAUGUCUGAACUCGAUCGCCUCGGAUGGCCUUAACAUUCCUGCCAUACCCGCGGAUUACAUUUGUCAGUAUAAAGGCGCCCUGAUUGGCAAGCACUUCAAGACCUUGUCGCAAAUCAUGGCAUUUACAAUAUAUGAUCUGGUCCCCCAGAAUGUGCUCGAUGCAUGGCUCCUAAUAAGCCGCCUGACUGUCAUGCUCUGGCAUACCGAGAUCGAUGACAUGAAUGUCUACCUGGCUAAACUUCAACAAUGCAUCGAUGACAUCUUAGACGUCACUGCACUCUGCAGCCCGAGUAUUCUUAUCUCAAAGCCCAAGUUUCACUUCCUUGUCCAUCUUCCCUUCUAUAUUCGUCGAUUCGGUCCUGCUAUACUGUACUCAACAGAGCGGUAUGAGUCUUACAAUGCUGUAUUUCGUGCUGCCUCCAUGCACAGCAACCGAAUGGCACCGAGUCGUGAUAUCGCUGGGACUUUUGCAGGCAUGGAUAGUGUCAAGCACAUCUCAACUGGCGGUUGGUGGAAGGACAGUUUAACAGGGAAGUGGGUGUGCGCUGGUGCAAGCGUGAUGGCAUACGUUAAUGAACAUUCAGAGCACUGUAAAUUGCUUGGAUUGCGUGUGCCAACAGGUCAAUCUCCUGGACAUGUUGUCUUCUUGCGGGCAAAGGCAACCCACCAGAAAAUGGCAACUCCUGUCGUCCUCAAAUGGGAGGACUCUAUGGCACAUUCGGCUGGCCUUCAGCUGUCUACGGUGCUCAAUGACCUGUCCCACGAGUCUUCACAUAUACCAGAUGCCAACUUGCAAUUUUACAGCGGAAAGACUAUUGUUGCCGAAAAUCGGGACAGGAUCAACAGUGGUCAAUUUGCUAUCAUAUGCCGUCCUUCUGAUGGGAAACUUAUUUUUGGCAAAGUUCUCGAGAUUCUUGUUGUGCCAUCGUCGCCUGACACAGCUGUUAUGGAUCCACUUGUAUAUGUGGUGGUCCAGCUGUUUGAAAUAGGCGAGCGCCCCCAUGAGCGAUUGGACAUGCCUGUCCUGCGUUUGACUUCCGAAAGGAUUGUUAUGCGGCCAGUGCAACUGGUGUGUGGAAUAAACCUCCAGCAUGACUGCCACCACGGACAGUGCACAACGGAUAGUUAUCGCUCACACUUUGUUGAAAGGGAGCUGUCCGAUACUCUAACUCGCAACAUCAUCUCGCACUCAGAUGAACUGACAUAUAUUCUCAAUGCUGGUUCACUGCAUAACUACCGGGCGAUUUAUGAAGCUCUACCGGUCCAUCUACGUUCAUCAUCAUUUAAAGUUGACAAUUCACUUGCACUUCGGCAGCGUGCAGCUGCCUUGGUGCGUGAGCGGAAAAAGCAGCAGACAGAAGAGCACCAUGAGCUUUUGGCCACAAAGGUUGCAGAGCACGCAGGAGUAUCAAAUGCUCAAGAUGCAAAUACUUCCCAGCCCAAGGACCUUCUGCAGACAGACGGGGAUAUUCUCGAUGCGCUUGGGAGCUUUCUGGGUGAGACAGAACCAGAUAAGGCUGAUCCUUUGCCGCAAACAGAAACUGACUUGUCUUCGUGCCCUGUCUUUGAUUCUGGCGCACCUCGUGCACAUAAGACGAGGGCAAUCACUGGCUUGGCUUCAUGUUCAAAUGAUGUUCUCAAAGAAUUGUGCUGUGAACACAAGCUCCUUCGCAAAGGAAAAAAGGAGGAGCUUAUCAACAGACUAGAGGCCUUCUAUGCAGACUCAACACUCCUGCCACCUACUUCAGAACGACUUACAGGACUUCAUCGCCAAAUUCAAGCUCGCAAUGUCCUUGCAAAAUCUGCAAAGAGCAUCGGAAAGCGGAAGCGUGCAGAGGAUCUGAAUGUUUCUUCUGAUGGACUUGCUCGAGCAUUGGUCGAAGGCGAAGUAUCUGGUUUAAAGUCUGCUGGUGGUGGGCUUUCAAAAAGGAGAAAAGGUGCGGUGGAUGAUGUUCUUCGCCAAAGCAACAUCCACGAGCUUCACAAGCUCUUGAUGGGGGAAAAUUGA